This is a messenger RNA of Lizanozyma spartinae, 2052 nucleotides long. RefSeq names its product alkaline-responsive transcriptional regulator (gene RIM101). NCBI's taxonomy places the organism in Eukaryota, Fungi, Ascomycota, Pichiomycetes, Serinales, Debaryomycetaceae. Gene Ontology annotation, cellular component: nucleus. The record is from RefSeq and is a predicted model, not a curated record. The transcript has a single exon. The coding region runs from base 1 to 2052 and encodes 683 amino acids. Gene Ontology annotation, biological process: positive regulation of transcription by RNA polymerase II.
AUGAAUUAUAAUAUCCAUCCUAUAUCAUAUUUGAACGCCGACAGUUAUAACUCCACGGCCCAAUCAGGUUCCGAACCUCAUGUAGACUCCGUUGCAGCUUCUGUCAGUGAGGAUUCCAAGUCCGGUAGCCCUAAGGGUAAUAACAACAAUAAUAAUGCUAAUAAUGCUCACAUUACAAGUAUCUCCACUUCUUCUACAACUUCAUCGUCGUAUGAGUUUGAAGACACUCACAGUCCUACCAACUCACUGAGCAACCUCAACACCAACUCCCCUCAAUCCUCGUUUACUUCGCAAUCUUCUGGGAACUCUCCUUUGCUUAUGGACAAGGAUUAUGAGAAUGGUCAAGCAAAUCUCCACAAUAACGGCGAUCAUCACCACCACCACCACCACCACCACCUGCAAACGCAGCUGGGCGUUUCACCAAUUUUGAACCCAAUAACUGCUUCUCAAGGGUUUCAACGGCAACAACAAGAACACCAACAAGGUGUCCAGAACGUACAAUAUUCCUUUCCCCACGGCAAUAACAAGAGCAGUAAUUCUGCAGCUGCUAACCCUUUCAGUGUUCCUUUGUUCAACCCUAUUGCGGCCUCACAAAGUCACAACUUGUUUUCAGGUAACCAUUUUGACGAAUUGUUGUACAACAACUACAACAAGCCAGCUCCACAAGGUCAAGUAAACCUUCACAAUCAUGUUUCAAAGCAAGUUGAUCUUAGCAGUGAAAUUCCUAUUCCAACCAGCAACAACAACAACAAUAUUAACAAUAUACCCGAAAGUGCCGGCGAGAAUCUUGGAACUUCACCACCAAAGAAGAAAAAGAUCUACAGAAAGGUCAAGGAUGAAGACAUGAAGGGUCCAUUCAAUUGUAGAUGGAAGUCUUGUACUGCUAUUUUUGAUGUACCUGAAGAUUUGUACGAUCAUUUGUGUAAUGAUCACGUUGGUCGUAAGUCUUCUAACAACUUACAAUUGACUUGUUACUGGGAUAAUUGCUUGACUUCUACUGUCAAGAGAGACCACAUAACUUCUCACUUAAGAGUGCACAUUCCAUUGAAGCCUUUCCAUUGUGAAUUGUGUCCUAAGCUGUUCAAGAGACCUCAAGAUUUGAAGAAGCACAUGAAGAUCCACAAUGAAGAUCAUUUGAGAAACUUGAAGAAGAAUCAAAAGAAGUUGGCCAAGUUGGAACAACAGAAGAUGUCAAGACAUCAGCAAACCCCUCUUUAUACUCAACCUAUAAUUGGAAACAGUAUGGCAGCUCCUGGAAAGAGGAAGUUGGAUGGUAACAUGAGUAUGAUCUCAUCGAUUUUGACGGACUUCAACUUUGGUGAAAUGCAUCAAGAUACCAAUAAGAGAGCUAGAUUUGAUGGUGGUAGCUACAACAUUGAUAUGUUUAACAAGUUGAACUCAACAUAUGAUCAAACUUGUCACCAACAACAACCUCCACAACAACAACAGCAACAAGCUGCUCUUCAUAAUAUGUUCAACAACGUGCCACAAAUUAAUGAAACAGAAAGAUACUUUUACAAUUUGUCAAAUUCCAUUGACAAUCAAUACCAACAAUUACUUGAUGGUUCUGGUCAGUCAGCACAAUUAUACCCAACCACUUCACAAACUUAUGGCUCGCAUCCAUUGAAUGGGUUUGCUGCUCCAGUUGCUGGUCUUUCCAGUGGUUCAUCAGGUAUUUACUACCCACCUCAAAUUAACAGAGCCAACAACUAUGCACAAUCAUUCAAUCGUGUUUCCAACUACCAAAAGUCUGCUGAUAAACGAGACGAAGAAUAUGAAGAAGAAGACGAAGGAGAAGAGUCUUACUCUGAGGCUUCUACUGAAGACUUCUCCUCUGAAGAUGAUGAAGAAGUUGAUGAUGAUCAAUUGGCUGGCUUGCUUGGAGGUUUGUCACUCGAGCAAUCGUACGAUGUUAAUGAUGUUUUGAAGCACAAGCAAAUGGUUGAUGCUGUAUUACAAUACCUCAGUAAUAUAAAGCAGAAGAUGCUUGCAGAGGAAGAGGAAACUACUUUAUCAUCUAGCAAGUUGUAUCCUGAGAUUGCUGCAUUUUAA